CUCAGACUAGUCAGAGAGUUUGCCAGGAAUCUCUGACCAGAUCAGAGGCAGAGGCAGUGACUCGCCUGACUAUUUACAACACUGGCGGUCACCAGGUCACAGUCCCGCUCACCAGCCGGGCAACCACCUACGAAUUACUCAGGCACACUCUUACGGCCGUUCGUAAUGGAGAUUUGUCGUCGACUCCUUCCUUCUCGUUACAAUUAAUUUUUGUUUUGUUUUGUUUAGAUAGCUGCUGGGACCUAAGUCCUUGCACGGCUGGACACUACGCCGGGUAUCGCCAUUCAUUCGACUCUAGUUCUGCGUGUAAAAUAAUUGCUCAUUUUCUUGUGGUGGCCACGCGUAGCUAGAUCUACGCUCGGAGCCUGACGGGUGCCUUCCGGCCUUGCUGACGUGCGAGGCAAGCAGAAAAGCCCCUGGCCCUACAUACGGAAUAUCCGUGCACCAGCAAGUCGCGAAGACCAGCGAAGAUAGCCGUAGCGGCGUGCGCAUCGGUCGCCGCGGAGCGAGUGGGCGGGCGCACCGUCUAAUCGGAUCCGCGGAUCUCUAGCUUCGUGACCAUCUACUUGAUGUCAUAACGUAGUCUUCACUUGCUGGCGACCGGGUUAUCCACAACGUUUAUUCUUGCGUGUGAGACCAGCGAAGACAUUGACUCAAACAACCAUUCAUCAGUGUGCAAUCGACGUUUCCAGAGAUCAUUUCACAAGGACGCAUGGCAUCUGGCAAGCAACAGCCAGUUGCGGCUGGUGGUGGAUUCAUGUCCUCCGCCAAAGCCGCGCCUCUCAGUAAGGACACCCAGGACCUGAUGAAAGUUAUGAUGAAGGAAUCAAACCUAACAGCGGUACAGCGUCGGCAGCUUGGAGAGUCUGUUAAAGCCGGCAAGCCUCUACCUCGUCAGUGCGGUCCUGCAGGUAGCAGACACACACCAUCAAAGACCACGGCUCAAUUGACGCAGCAGCCACACAGGAAAGCAGCACAGCGGCAAGGUAUUGGUGGCGGAUUACGAAGCAAAGAGGCCAUCGUGAGCAGUGGCGCAUACAAGCCGGAGGCCGCGCUGCCCACAGCAUACACAAAACCUCUUGACUCUGAGAAGAAGGAGAGGCUACAAGACGAGAUGACGUUCGGAGGGAUCUCCGCGGGCGCUAAAACAAGAUCGAGGACCACGCAAAGACCGCCGUCUCCACAAGAGCCGCCGGAUAGAUUUGACGAAGUUCUUGAAGAAAUUGAGGAAAGAAAAGUGUUCCUGGCAGACAUGGAGGCGGUGGGUCGGGGUGGCGAAUACCGCGCCAUUAUCAACACAGAAAUCUCAUUGAAAAUCCGCGAGCUCGACGAGAUUGAUCGGAAGCGUUCGUCAGCGCUGCGAGAUCGUCUCCUCUGACAAGAUUAGAUGCAACUCA
This is a messenger RNA of Sycon ciliatum, 1397 nucleotides long. RefSeq names its product UPF0193 protein EVG1 homolog. The record is from RefSeq and is a predicted model, not a curated record. The coding region runs from base 713 to 1378 and encodes 221 amino acids. The transcript is spliced from 6 exons. NCBI's taxonomy places the organism in Eukaryota, Metazoa, Porifera, Calcarea, Leucosolenida, Sycettidae.